Molecule: messenger RNA, 445 nt
Organism: Plutella xylostella (diamondback moth)
Lineage: Eukaryota; Metazoa; Arthropoda; Insecta; Lepidoptera; Plutellidae
Gene: IMFa
Product: IMFamide
Source: RefSeq, a predicted model, not a curated record
GUUUGCAUCCUGUAGGGAUACCAGCUAAAGAAAAAAAAACAUUGCAAAAUAAUAAAAGAUGGCCGGACAAGACGUUAUGCGGUUCACCAUUGGAGUGGUUUGCGUGGUGGCAGUCAUUUUGUCCCUGGCCGAAGUCACGGAAGCUAACUACAAGAAUGCUCCUAUGAACGGCAUCAUGUUCGGCAAAAGAGGUCCCACUGGAAACUUGGAAUACGACACAAGAGGAAGAACUUUUACCGCUUUGUGUGAGAUUGCUACAGAGGCUUGCCAAACCUGGUUCCCAUCACCAGAAAACAAAUGAACUGGCGUUUAAUGUAAGAUGACCCAACGACAAUACCAGCGACUGGCCGUGGACGACUGAGCAACCGAAUCUAAAUGUAUUCAUUUGAUUGUACAGGCACUGGUAAAAUAAUGUAAUGUUCUGGCUAAUAAACGUAUAAAAAUA